Molecule: messenger RNA, 735 nt
Organism: Cladophialophora yegresii CBS 114405
Lineage: Eukaryota; Fungi; Ascomycota; Eurotiomycetes; Chaetothyriales; Herpotrichiellaceae
Product: riboflavin synthase, alpha subunit
Exons: 1
Coding region: 1-735 (244 amino acids)
Biological process (GO): riboflavin biosynthetic process
Molecular function (GO): riboflavin synthase activity
Source: RefSeq, a predicted model, not a curated record
AUGUUCACCGGCCUGGUCGAGACAAUCGGCACAGUCAGCUCGCUCGUGCCCCUCGACCCUUCCACCUCCGGCGGCAACGGCACCUCGCUAACCAUCUCGGACUGCUCCUCGAUCCUCACCGACGCCGCACUAGGCGACUCCAUCAGCGUCAACGGAACAUGCCUCACAGUCACGGAGCUGGACUCGUCGCGCCACCGCUUCAAGGUCGGCGUCGCGCCCGAGACGCUGAGACGGACGAACCUAGGCGGUCUCAAAGAAGGGAGCCGCGUCAAUCUGGAGAGGGCUGUUCUGGGAAGUACGCGCAUGGGAGGGCACUUUGUGCAAGGCCACGUCGACACCAUCGCGACCAUCGUGAGCGUCACGCCCGACGGGAAUGCGUUGACGUUCCGAUUACAGCCGCGCGAGAGGGAGCCCUUGCGAUAUAUCGUGGAGAAGGGGUAUAUUACGCUGGAUGGGGCGAGUCUCACGAUCACACGGGUCAAUGACGAGGAGGGAUGGUUUGAGGUCAUGUUGAUCAGUUAUACGCAGGAGAGGGUCGUCAUGGCGGGGAAAACGGCCGGGGAGGGGGUCAAUGUCGAGAUUGAUAUUGUGGGGAAAUUGGUCGAGAAGAGCGUUGUGGGGUAUUUCGAGAGAGAGGCACAGGCAGAGGGAGGGAGAGGGCCUGCGAUCUUGGAGAAGAUUGUGGGGAGGUUGGUCGAGGCGAAGGUCGGGGCAAUGCAGCAGCAGCAGCGGUGA